AAGGCUUUGGCAUGUCAGUCGGUUUGCUCUGGCUGUCGGCAAAAAAAAAAGUUCCAAAGAAGUUCCGUUUGACACAUGGUGCUUUUCACAUGGUGCAUGCUUUUCAACAAGGAGCAGAUGGCCGACAAAGAUCGUUGUCAUGAUUCGUCCCCGGUCACGUCCAUGUGUCAUUGUUUUGUCCGUCUGUGUGCUCAUGUCCGUGGAUCAUGUGUGCUUCUGCCAUGUCUUGUCCCCAGUUUUGCUAGGUUGCCAUGGUUUCUGUUCGCGUCGCCCCUCCCCUCCUGUGUUCCCUCAAUCAAUGUAACCGCGUUCACCUGCCUCGUGUUUUGUGCUUUGUAUUUAAGCCCUGUCUGCCCCUUGUUCAUUGUCGGUUCGUUGCUUGUCGAUUGUUGCAUGCAAUCGCUGCUGUCACGGUCACGUCACCAUGUCUUUCUGUUCCACGUCUUGUCAGGCUUUUAUCCCAGUGCACAGAACGUGACCUGGAAAUCCACGAACUUUAAAACCAUUCUGACCUGGGAACCAUUACCAACUGAUUACUCAUACACCGUAGAGUUCUCUGUGGUUGCCAAGGACAAACAGAGGAAUUCUAAUUGCAUACGGAUCUCAACAACUAUGUGUGAUCUGACCAGUUCACUGACUGAUUUAAAUGCCUGCUAUGUAGCUGAUGUCCUGUCUGAACCCCCACUGGGAGUAACCUCUGACCUCACUGAGUUUCCAUACACAAGCUCCUCACGAUUCUGCCCCGCCAAUGACACUGAUAUAGGCAGACCUGAUUUCAAGCUAGACGUGAGCGACGACAAAAAGAAGACUACGCUGUAUGUGACUGACCCACUUACCGCAUUGUUUAAAGAUGAUCAUCAGUUGAACAUUAGAGACAUUUUCUUAAAGAAGCUACAUUAUAAAGUCACAUAUCGUAAAAACAAGAGCUCUGGCAAGAAAGUGUUCAUCUCUCAGACUAAUGUAAUAGAGAUGACUAAUCUGGAUCAAGGAGAAAGCUACUGUUUUAACGUUCAGGCCUUCAUUCCAAGCCGCAGCAAUAAACAGCUAGGAAAAUUGAGCCAAACUCAGUGCUCUGAUGACGACAAACAAUCCAUCUUUGAGGUGUAUUCAGUUGGCGUGAUUGCAACUGCCAUCGUCCUGAUCUUGCUGCUGAUCAUCAUAGCAGUUGUAACAAUAGUUUGCUGCAGGGGCAAGAAGAGCGCCCUCAAAACUGAAAAAGAAGGAAUUCCACUCCGGAGUAUAUAGAGCAGGGGUGUCAAACUCUGGUCUGUAGUGUAAUUAUAUUUGGCACACAAAGACAAAUUGUGCAUUGACUUUGUGUCAAAAUAAGAAUUACAAAUUGUCUUCACUUUUAUAAAAUAGAGCUGUUGCCAGAGAAUUUUUAUCAUUCUUUUUUUUUUUUAUUUGAACAGUUUUUAUCCUAGUCUCUGAUUUCAAAACUACCGUAUUUUCCGGACUCUAAAUCGCUCCAGAGUAUGAGUCGCACCAGCCAUAAAAUGCGUAAUAUAGAAGAAAGACUUAUAUAAAUAUAUAAGUCGCACAAAAGUAUAAAUCACAAUUUUGGGGGAUAUUUAAAAAUCCAACACCAAAAACAAACCUGUCGUCUUGAAAGGGAAUUUAAAAUAAAAAUACAAUAGGCAACAACAGGUUGAAGGUACGGCAUGCUAACGUUAAAUAAACUAUAAAAUAGAAAUGUUGCUAGAGAAUUUUUAUCAUUCUUUUUUUUUUAUUUGAACAGUUUUUACUAGUCUCUGAUUUCAAAACUACCGUAUUUUCCAGACUCUAAAUCGCUCUGGAGUAUAAGUCUCACCAGCCAUAAAAUGGGUAAUAAAGAAGAAAGACUUAUAUAAAUAUAUAAGUCGCACCAAAGUAUAAGUCACAUUUUUGGGGGAUAUUUAUUUGAUAAAAUCCAACACCAAGAACAAACCUGUCGUCUUGAAAGGGAAUUUAAAAUAAAAAUAGAAAGGCAACAACAGUUUGAAGGUACGGGUGAGAACGUGCCUGCCGUAACAUAUUAAGUUGUUCCAAUAACUAUCGCAUAAAUAACAUGCUAACAAGUUUGUCGAACCAUCUGCGUCACUCCAAAUCAUUAAAUCCAACAAAAUCUUCAUCCUCUGUGUUACUUAUAAACAACUCCACUAACCCCGCAAAUAGAAGAUGCAGCUACGUGGCUUACGUCAGGCUCAUCAUCAGUUGCAGUUCCAAUUAUUCCACCGGCCUAGAGCGCCCUCAUGCGGUUUAGUGGGAAAACAACAUUUUAAAUUAUGUGUUAAUAAUUUCAUACAUAAGUCGCUCCUGCGUAUAAGUCACACCCCCAGACAAACUGAAUAUAACUAUGAUUUAUAGUCCAGAAAAUGUUAGUUAUCAGUUUGUUGUGUAUUCUAUGCUGUAUAUAAUAUAAGACGUUCAUAAAUUUAUUUGGGUUAGCAGUCAUAAUGGCCCUCAGAAGGAAAUUACGACUACGAUGCAGCGCACAACAAAAAUUAGUUUGACACCUCUGAGAGGGUUCUCGUCGCAGUCACACAUCACUUUUAUGGUACGCAGUAGCUACGGAUAUAGUUCAAUGGAUGGACAUGAAACUAGUUCCAAGAUUUCUAUUUAAAUGUGAGAAUCAAUAUUUUGGUUUCUAUGAAACUGCUUUUGAGAUUUUGGGAUGCUUUGUGGACUUUUUCACCAAAUAACAUAAAAACUAGUGUAUCACUGAAAAGUCUUGCCACGCCAUUCUUUGCUGCACAAGUCAUUGCCACAAUUAUUUGCCAUCCAAUUGAUUCAACCAUGGCCCAAGUUUUCUUUUGUUCGUGUAUUUAAUAUCCUCCUCCUCCUCCUCGUCUCUCAGAGAGGACCCAAUGGCAACACAACCUCUGAGCUCAUUAAUGCUACAUGGGAUCGGUACUUGGACGUAUACCAGGGGUGGGCAAUUCCGGUCCUCGUGGGCCGGUGUCCUGCAUGUUUUCUAUGUCACCCUGUUGCAACACACCUGAUUCAAAUAGUCAGAUUAUUAGCAAGGUCUGCAGAAGCUGGAUAACAAUCCUGAUCAUUUUAAUCAGGUGUGUUGCAGCAGGGAGACCUAUGAAACAUGCGGGACACCGGAAUUGCCCACCCCUGACCUAUACUAUAAACGGAUUAUUUUGUUCAGACAAAUAAAAGUUUUACUUGUUACCUGCUAAAAGUAUCGACCGGCUGGAGAAGACUGGAGUUACAGUCGAAACUGUCAGCAGGUAACAACUAAAACUUUUAUUUGUCUGAGCAAAAGAAUCUGUUUAUAAUCAUUACGUAGUCAUAAUGAAUGUCAUCAAAAUAAUCUGACAUAUACUGUUUAGUAUUUACAUGAUUGUGCUUGGGGGCAUUAUACAUGAAUAUAACAUUAGUUUUUUAUUGUUAUGCAGAUGACACCCAAUUAUAUAUGAUGUUAGAAAUGGCUCGUUCUGUUUUUCCAAUGCGAUAGGCUCGUUCCACAUCAAUCUAGAUUUGUAUUUGCAAUUGUAGUCGGAGAAUGGGAGCAGCUAACGCUAGCAUUGUUGACCUGCCCAAGCCCGGCGAGCAAUAAGAGCAGCAAUCCUAGCGGCGGGUGCCCUCCAAAGACCCUAUGACCAUCAAAAGAGGCAGGCCAAUGUACAGAACCCAGCAAAAUCAUGACCCCAAAACAAAAAUCCAAGAUGAGGACGAUUACAUGACAGAUUCACAGGUAAACAAUCUAUUACAGUAACAGAAAAAUCUAUUCUUUGCAUUUAAUAAACUAACAAGAAUACUUAAAGGGUUAUGUCAAUAUGAUCCUGGACUCAAACAACACAAGAUUUGACAAUUCCGAAGGAACUGCAAGAAAUUAACCUGCUUGCAGUUCACUGAAAAGGAAAUUGAUGACAUCAAAACACAUCUAGGUAAGAAAAAGAAAAAUAUGCAAAUAGACAUUUACAAAAGACAGUGCAUUUAACUAUCAGACAAACUGGACUAUUUAGGGGAACAAUAAAAAAUAAAUAAUCUGGUUAUAGAUAGAUUGGAAGAGACACCUGAAGAAACUUGGACUGGUACUAAGAAGAAACGUUAAAAAUAAUUCAAAGAAAAAUUACAAAGACCAAUCUAGAUUAAUGUGGAACGAGCCUAUUGCAUUGGAAAAACAGAACGAGGCAAGGGCAGACCCAGACCAAUUAUUGUCAAAAUUGAAAAAUAUAGACAAAACCAUGAUUCUACAGAAAGCGAAAUACCUCAAAGGAUCAAAGAUAUGUAUAUCUAUAUAUAUAUCUAUAUAUAUAUAGAUAUAUAUAUAGAUGAGGACUUUACUAAAACUGUACAAUAAAAAAGAAAGGAAUUGAUACCUUAAUUGAAAGCAGCACAUAGUAGAAGAGAAAUUGCCUAUCUGCGAUUAUGAUAAAUUCCUUGUUCACCCCCGGACAAGUACACCAAAACAUGUCCAGCAAAAACAAGCUAGCCAUCAUAUUCUUUUGUUCAGACAAGUUGCAAGGUCUUACCUUAGUAGCUUUUUCUGACAGUUUCGGCAGUAACUUCCGCCUUCAUCAGAGUGUCACAUGAUGUUGUAUGUGACACGUCUUUUCAGCUGUUGUUACUACGAGGGCGUGAUCCACCUGUCAAAUCUCACAGGAGGGUCACGCCUGCUGUCCUCUCGCCGCUCCAAAAUGCUGGUCCAGGUGUGUGAGAGCAUGCUUUUUCUCGCAAAUAUAUUGUUAUAAUCAUUUGUUUCAGAUGUACUGUAAUUAUUUUCUGUAUAAAAAUUAAAUUUGGUGUUCAAAAAGUAA
This is a messenger RNA of Syngnathus typhle (broad-nosed pipefish), 4751 nucleotides long. Its product is annotated as tissue factor-like. NCBI's taxonomy places the organism in Eukaryota, Metazoa, Chordata, Actinopteri, Syngnathiformes, Syngnathidae. Gene Ontology annotation, molecular function: protein binding. Gene Ontology annotation, biological process: blood coagulation. The transcript has 6 exons. Gene Ontology annotation, cellular component: membrane. Bases 76 to 1245 code for a protein of 389 amino acids. The record is from RefSeq and is a predicted model, not a curated record.